Papaver somniferum (opium poppy) is the source of this 2163-nucleotide messenger RNA. RefSeq lists its product as uncharacterized. The transcript has 3 exons. Lineage: Eukaryota; Viridiplantae; Streptophyta; Magnoliopsida; Ranunculales; Papaveraceae. The record is from RefSeq and is a predicted model, not a curated record. Gene Ontology annotation, molecular function: catalytic activity. The coding region runs from base 1 to 2163 and encodes 720 amino acids.
AUGCCUGUUCUUUUUUGGAACAUAAAUGGUUUUGCAUGUGAUGAGUCGCGAUGCAAGUUACAAGAGUUACUUAAAGAGUUUAAGCCUGAUAUCUUUUGUCUUGCAGAACCAAAGGUACACUGUACUCUUACAUUCUUGCGAGGUUUAUAUGUUGACGGCUAUAAAAAAGAAGUUAUACAUAAUUUAGUUGGUAGGUCUAAAGGAAACCUAUGGAUUUUCUGGUCCAUGGACAUUGCUACUCCGGUGAUGGUUAAUUCCAGUAGACAAGCUAUUACAAUAAAAGCUGAGGAUGUUUUCAUAUCCUUUGUUCACGCUAGUUGUUUCCAGGUUACUCGUAGAAGUUUACGGCAACAACUUUCUUCUUUUGAUAAUAAUAUUCCCUGGUUGGUCAUGGGAGAUUUUAAUUGUGUAUUUCGUAAUGAUGAGAAGAAAGGGGGUUGUACUCCGUCUACUUCAGCUAUUAAUGAGUUCAGUGAUUGGUUGGGUGACAACAACCUUUUUGAAGCUGACUCUUUGGGUUCUAAAUACACUUGGGCCAAUGGUCUAUCAGGUGUUCAUAGAAUUCUUUGCAAGUUGGAUCGAGUUGUGAUUGAUGAGGCAUGGCUUAUGAAGUUUGAGAAUUGGCGGUAUUUCAUGAGUAUGGUUAUGGAGAGUUGGAAUGCUCCUGUUUCGGGUUCUCCUGAUUAUAUUUAUCCGUACAAGCUUAAGAGAUUAAAGGCUGCCAUGAAGGAGUGGAAUUUUAGGUUCUUUGGCAAUGUUAAUGCUAGACUCAAACAAGCUAAAUUAACUAUGGAAGUUGCUCUUCGUAUUUCUGAUGAGGAUCCGGAAGACAUAACGAAGCUGAAUUUUGCUAAGGAGGCUUCGGUUACACUUCAGAAAAUCCGUAUGCGUCAAUCCAUUAUGUUGAAGCAAAAAUCACGAAAUAAAUGGCUUAAGGAGGGUGCGAGUAAUACCUCCUUUUUUCAUGCCACUAUUCAUACUCGAAGGAGCAGCGAUAUGAUUUCAGAAUUGGUGGAUGAUGAUGGGAAUGUUAUCUCUAAUUGUGACCAGAUUAGAGAUUACACGGUGUCUUAUUUUGAGUCUAAAUUUAAUGGGGUAGAACUGCCAAUUGAUGAGCAAUUAUUUCAUUAUGAGCAUGACACUAUUUCUACGGAGGAAAGUCAUAGAAUGGAUGCGAUUCCUACUUAUGAUGAAAUAAAGGCCGAUGUUUAUGAUCUUGAUGAUGAUAGUGCCCCUGGACCUGAUGGUUUCUCCGGUUGCUUUUACAUACAUUGUUGGGACGUGAUACAACAAGACCUUUAUAAUGCUGUUACUUAUUGUUGGGAACACCAAAGGAUUCCUAAUGGGGUAAAUUCUAGUCUUCUGAUUUUAUUGGCCAAGGUAAGGGGUGCUAAUACUCUCCGUAAUUUUCGGCCUAUUGGUCUUAGUAAUUUUUUCUUUAAAUUUUUUACUAAGAUCCUUUCUACGAGACUUGGUAGUGUUCUUGAUAAGCUGGUUUCAGAGGAACAAGUUGCUUUUAUGAAGGGAAGAAAUAUUCAUGAGAACAUCAGUGUGGCGUCGGAGUUGGUGAAUGAUCUGAAAACUAAGCAUAAAGGUGGCAAUGUGGGUCUAAAGCUGGAUAUUACUCAAGCUUUUGACAUUGUUAGCUGGUCUUUUGUCUUAGAGGUGUUUCGUAGGUAUGGUUUUUCCCAACAAUGGUGUUCUUGGAUAUAUUCGGUGCUUCGCUCAUCUCGUAUUUCUAUCCUUCUCAAUGGUAGUCCGGAUGGUUUUUUCAAAAUUAAUAGAGGCAACCUGAGGAGUUUGCAUAAUCUCCUUGAGUUGCUUGGGAAAUAUCAAACGGCCUCGAUCCAAACAGUUUGUCAUCAAAAGAGUAAGGUUUAUUAUGGUGGUGGAACCUUGAGUCGUUGUAGAACUAUCACUGAUUUGCUUGGUAUGGAAGUCUCUACCUUCCCGGACAGGUAUUUGGGAGUUCAAAUUAUGCCUGGAGCUGUAAAAUAUCGUCACAUUAGCAAUGUAGUUGAUAAGAUUAAAAAGCAACUCUCUGUUUGGAAAGGAAAAAUGCUCUCUUUUCAAGAUCGGUUUAUUCUUAUUAAUUCUGUGAUUUCUAGUUAUGCCAUUCACAACAUGGUUGUUUAUAAGUGGCCUCAGAAGUUCAUUCAGUAG